AUGAGAGAGAGAUUUAGCCGCUGGAGUGCAGAAAACAAUUUCGUAAAGCGUCCGCGAGACAAAGUUGAUGCGAUCGAUACGAUCGAUGCGAACAAUACGGAUCUCAUGUCUGUCCUGGAGAAAAAAGGCGCCGUCUCUGCGGUACUCUAUCAUAGCGAACGUUCGCAGCCGGGCGCUACGGAUGUGUGGCCGGAUAUCCGCGAUAGCUCUAAGAUUCCAUCGCGCUACUUCCCCAUUUCUGACAGAUUCUCGAAUGGAUCGCGGCUGAAGCGGAGAGGUCUGAACGCACUUGACUCUGUCCGCCCAAGUAAGAUCCUUAAGCUCAAGGUGAGAUCCUUGCAGAACUUGAGGACAGUUGUGCCAGGCUGGCCAAAAGAGCGCCUACCAACAGAGAUGUUUGAGGAGAUCGCGAGCUAUCUCUCACGGGAUGACAUUAAGUCGAUGAGGUUGGUGUCCCGCGAGUUCGACAAGCACGUCUCGCAGGUCCUGUUUAGGACUGUCGUUGUUCCUUUCAAUACUGAAAUCUAUGGCAUGUUAGGCCAGGACAAGAAGCCGGACUACAAAGGAAAAGGAAAGAUCAAAGUUGAAGUAAACAAGGGCCUGUCGUGGAAAAACGCCAAUGGAGACGAUGUCUAUGAUGGCCAUGGAUUGGAUGUAUUCCGUGGGUUUGGGCCUCAUAUCCGGAAAUACGGCAUGAGCUUUGACGUUGAUGAAGAAGCUUUAGCGAAGCCGCCCUUCAAAGGCACCACUGAAAACCAUGCUAGCUUUUGGGGCAACUACGAAUGGCCGUUCGAAGAAUAUCGACGAUUCGAUGAUGUCGCCGGUCUUGAGUUGGCCGCCGACGAAACACCGAAGAUGAAGACAGCUUUCUCCAUGCUUCAGAAGGUCCAAGAGCUGGCGCUUUCACUAGACAGCGGUCUUGGCUGGCUCAAGGGCCCGGAUCGGUCCAUUCGUGCUAGAAUAAUCCGAAAGCAGCCGGAAGUCUUUGGUUCCUCCAAGGCUAUACCAGACCGCAAGGAGCAAGCCCAACAGGAGCUCUGGGCUUACCUCAAUCAAGUGCAUGACGAAGCAAAAGUUGAUCUGAAGACUGCCACUCUCUAUAGAAUGGCGGUCAACAUUCCGUUUAAAGAGUUGAAGCCUAUCAUUGACGCCCAUGCCGUCCCGGACAUGUUACUGAAGUUUCCCUACUUGGAUCCGUGCCUAGUUGCUGAAGCCACGCUAGACGAAUAUACCGUGGAGGACCGACGGGAUGAUCCAGCGGACGUGCCCGCCGAUGCUGACGUUUUGGUUCCUGACCCUGUUCUGACACUGGCUCCUUCUGUGGGAGUGCUGUAUUCGUCAGGCACCCCGCCAAGCGAUCUAGCUCAACUGCGAAGUUCAAUAGUUCCUACGAAGCUUUCGAAGGCGCAGAAAGAGUGGCUCAUGGAAACUGAAUGGGCACAGCGGGCAUUCCUCUCGUCGUACAUGUUGGCUAUCAUGGAUAAUCCGAUAACAUUUGAGACCGUCCACACGCUUAAUGUUGCUCGAAUAUCCAGUCGAUACACUUCCGCACUCUGUCGCCAGGAUUUCUGGGAUGCGUUACCGCAGCUGAAAACAGUCACGAUCCAAGUUCUCCCAGAUUGGCGGAAUGUGGUCAAGGACGACGCUGGAUAUGUGGAGACACCAUGUAUCGACCCUCAGCAUGCUAUUGAACCUUUCUACCAGCUACUCAAAAAGAUGAUUAGUCCCCGAAAGAAUAUCAAGAGCCUCACCAUUGGCUGGGCCGCUGGUGGCGAGCAUGCAGAAGGUAUACAUGCGAGGAACAAGCACGUGCUCCCAGCUCCAGUGCUUCUUAACAGCGAUGCGUUGCUGCUUGUUCCGAGUCAGAUUGGAGGUGUCAUGCUCUCAUUCCCCCACGUUGAGCAGCUCACGCUGCGCAACUGCUGGAUUACCCCGCCAGCACUGCAAGAAUUCGUCAAGAAGCACGACAAGACACGACUGAGCAAGCUAACACUUCAAUCUGUAUCAUUGACUGCAAUGCCGAGAGUAUUGGCCAACCAGAACGCGGCCCAGAAUGCCAACCAGAACGCCAACCAGAACGUAAACCAGAACUUCAACGGUUUCUUCAAUCUUCAGCAGGCGAUGGCCAACGUGCAACAAGCCCAUAAUGGGGCUCAUAACAAUGGAGCAAUCAAUCAGCCGAAUGCCGCAGGCUGGCAACUAGGACUACAAAACGGUGCUCCUCAACAAGGCGGACCGCCGCAGCAGCUCAUUGCGCUCCAGAUCCAAGCGCUGCAGCUCCAAAUCAACCACUUGCAGAACCAGCAAGGCGCGCAAGCCCAAGCGCAAAUCCCCAAUAUGCAGGCCCAGCUUCAAGCCCAUAUCCACGUCCAAGCCCAACUCCAAGCCCACGCCAUACCAGGCCUGGUACCUCCUCAACAGCAGCAGCAACAACAACAACAACAACAACAACAACAACAACAGCUAGCGCCACCCCCACCACAGGUCAACGUGCAAUCUGCCGUUCGCACACAACCCCGCGAGGGCUCCUGGCUCUACAUCCUCGACAUCAUCUCGCCAGGCCAGAACCUCGCCGACUUCGGCUCCACGCACUCCAACGCCGACGUCGACCGCGAGAGCAACCUCCGCCAGCUUGAGCUGGUGAGUUGCGGCUACGUGCGCCUCCCGCACGCCAACCUGGACGAGGCGGGCCUCGAGCCCGCGCACCCGUUCCUGCGGCACCCGUUCUUCUCGAAGCGGUACAACGCGCUCGCGCCGGCGAUGCUGAGCACCAAGGACCCGCUGAUGGGCGAGAUUGUGCAGGAGGUGGACGCGGUGGAGUGCGCGGCGGUGAAUGUGGCGUGGUUCCUGAACACGGGGUGGGAGGAUGAGGGCGAGGCGGCGGCGGUGGAGUUUGAUGGGUGUUUGAGGGGAGGCGAGGGGCGGUUUUCGGGCGUGUUGAGGGCGAGUGAUCGGGUGGGUGCGGCGGCGGAGUGA
Molecule: messenger RNA, 2976 nt
Organism: Mytilinidion resinicola
Lineage: Eukaryota; Fungi; Ascomycota; Dothideomycetes; Mytilinidiales; Mytilinidiaceae
Exons: 2
Coding region: 1-2976 (991 amino acids)
Molecular function (GO): protein binding
Source: RefSeq, a predicted model, not a curated record